Molecule: messenger RNA, 309 nt
Organism: Colletotrichum graminicola M1.001
Lineage: Eukaryota; Fungi; Ascomycota; Sordariomycetes; Glomerellales; Glomerellaceae
Exons: 2
Coding region: 1-309 (102 amino acids)
Source: RefSeq, a predicted model, not a curated record
AUGAGGAUUCGUCUGCAGAAACAGUCUCCUAUAGGGGGGCACCGGCCGCCUCAGGAACCUCCCGAGGCAGCACCGGCUAUGAUCAUCAUCUGGUGCAUCCGCCGCCGGUCCACCUCCUUCUUCAGCAUGCCCACGCAGCUCGCGACGACGAGCGCCUCGACCGCGUCCCGCGCGCGGCUGCCCUUCGCGCCCGUCCACCGCGACAGGUCGACCGCCAGCCUGCCCCCGUUCCCCGCCGCGCUGCGCCCGGUCCCUUCCGUUCUCGUGCCCGGCCCGCGCACGAGCUGGGCGACCCGCGCCGUCGCGUAG